UUUUUCAAUCUUGUAUUUAUUUAUUUUAUUUUGUUUAAUCCGUUCAGUGUUUGAAUAUUUUACUGAAAUUAAGAAUGUUUGUCAAAUUUGUGUAUGAUAAAGAAUCGUAUAGUUUCAUGUACUCUUGAGCAUUAAGCACAUGCAUAUUUAUCGAGCUAUCGAUAAUAUUAUAGUACAAAAAAAGUGUUGUACUACCUGCGAUCUCUGAAGUGUCUGUGAACUAUUUAUAAAUAUACGAGAAUAGGAGUCCAACAAUAAAUCUUUCGUAAUUAAGAAUCGCAUCAUAAACUGUUAUAACCGCUUAUCAGUACGGUAUGCCAAUAAUGAUGUUACCGAAAUAGUAAUGUGCAAAUUUCGAUCACACUGCACGUUCGUUGUAAUAUAAAAUUUAAUUCAUUAUAUAAUUAAACGAACUCAAUGUGAAUGAAAAGACCAAAACAAAAAGAACAAACUGAACAGGAAGUGUGUGCAAUUGAGGGCUACUACCAUAUACAAUGGUAACAAGGUAGCAUAUGCGUACACGACGCAUGCAACAAAAACGGCAACGGCAGCAACAUGAAAGUCGAUGGCGUUCUGGAUAAGGAUGACAGCGUGAUAGCCAAGUCGGAGCCGGCGAUAAUAGCGACAGCAACAGCAACAGCAGCAGCUGCAGCAACAACAGCAACAGCAUUAACCCCAGUGACAGCAACACUUGCUGUUCGUGCUAGCCAUGAGAACAUCUUUCUGGAGCGAUUCUUUGGUGCCUUCCAAUGGGAGGAGUUUGCAUGCGGCUGUGGCUCGGCGUUUGUCAACAUCUGCGUCACAUAUCCGAUAUACAAGCUCAUAUUCCGACAAAUGUUGCAUGGAGUGCCAGUCAGCUCGGCGAUGUUGCAGCUACGUCACGAGGGUCUCGGAUUUCUAUACCGCGGCAUGCUGCCGCCUUUGGCACAGAAGACCAUAUCGCUGUCCAUAAUGUUUGGCGUAUUCGAUGGCACGCGGAGAUAUCUGGUCGAAGAUUAUCGCUUAAAUGAUUACGGUGCCAAGGUGAUUGCCGGCGUUGUCGCAGGCAGCGCGGAAUCAAUUUUAUUGCCAUUCGAACGCGUGCAGACGCUGUUGGCCGACUCAAAGUUCCAUCGUUAUUUCUCCAAUACGCCGAACGCGUUUAGAUAUGUUGUCACGAAUUACGGUUUUCGGGAACUAUACAGAGGCAUUGAACCAGUAUUUUGGCGCAACGGCUUAUCGAAUGCGUUGUUUUUCAUGCUGCGUGAAGAGGCCAGCGUUCGUUUGCCGAAAAGGAAAUCGGUGUCGACCAGAACUGCACAAGAAUUUAUAGCUGGCGCCGUGAUCGGUGCCAGCAUUAGCACAUUAUUUUAUCCUCUCAAUGUGAUUAAGGUGUCGCUGCAGAGCGAAAUGGGACAAUUAACUGAGGGCAGUUGGCAUGCCUGCAAGAGGAUCUAUCGGGAGCGUGAUAGUCGAAUUGCUAACUUUUAUCGGGGCUGUGCAUUCAAUACGGGUCGCUCCUUUAUCAGCUGGGGCAUUAUGAAUGCCGCAUAUGAGAACCUCAAGAAGUUGAUGAGUCAGCGCGAGCUGAAGCCACAAUCGACGGCCAUGCAAUGACGUUAAGCUAUGUCUUACGUAAACUACAACUAAAACUAAAAAUAAAAUCUAGUUGAAUAAGCUUAAUGUA
Drosophila mojavensis is the source of this 1666-nucleotide messenger RNA. RefSeq names its product mitochondrial nicotinamide adenine dinucleotide transporter SLC25A51. Bases 556 to 1596 code for a protein of 346 amino acids. The transcript is spliced from 3 exons. Lineage: Eukaryota; Metazoa; Arthropoda; Insecta; Diptera; Drosophilidae. The record is from RefSeq and is a predicted model, not a curated record.